This is a messenger RNA of Dermacentor silvarum, 1974 nucleotides long. RefSeq names its product inhibitor of growth protein 5-like (gene Ing5). Lineage: Eukaryota; Metazoa; Arthropoda; Arachnida; Ixodida; Ixodidae. Gene Ontology annotation, biological process: regulation of DNA-templated transcription. The record is from RefSeq and is a predicted model, not a curated record. Gene Ontology annotation, cellular component: nucleus. Bases 118 to 870 code for a protein of 250 amino acids. The transcript has 6 exons.
GCGCUAGGGAUGAUAGAGCUAGAGACGCGGCUAGGGACAACGUUACGUUCCUCUGUGGAUGUGGAUGAGCAAGCUGCAGUGUGAGCGGCAUCACAAAAAGUCUGCGGAAAUGAAAAAAUGGCGACCGCCGUGUAUUUGGAACAUUAUCUUGACAGCCUGGAGACACUGCCAUCUGAACUUCAGAGGAACUUCAAUUUGAUGCGGGAUCUUGACACGAGAGUGCAGGGACUUUCAAAGGACAUCGAAAAGUUGUCACAGACAUAUAUGAAUAAUGCUAAGAAUUACACAGCAGCUGAACAGGCAGAACAUUUGGAAAAUGUCAGAAAAUUGUUUGAAAAAGCCAAAGAAUAUGGUGAUGACAAGGUCCAGUUGGCCAUGCAGACAUACGAAAUGGUGGAUAAACACAUCAGACGUCUUGAUGCUGAUCUAGCCCGUUUUGAGGCAGAGCUCAAAGACAAGGUUCUGAAUGUCCAGGGGAGUGACUCUGAGGGUGCCACAAAAAAACGUGGAAGAAAAACGCAAGAAAAAGUAGAGAAAAAAAAGAGCAAGCGUGGGCGCUCAAUGUCCUCGGACGAUGAAGUCCCAAAGCCCUCACGCAAGAAGCUCAAGGGUCAAGUCUCCCAGCCAACAGACGUUCCCCUGCUGCAGUCCAUUAGUAUAUCGCAUCCAUCUGAUGUGCUUGACAUGCCUGUGGACCCAAACGAACCUACCUAUUGCCUUUGCCAUCAGGUCUCCUAUGGCGAGAUGAUUGGAUGUGACAAUCCUGAUUGUCCAAUCGAGUGGUUCCACUUCACCUGUGUUGGACUCACAAGCAAGCCCAAGGGAAAGUGGUUCUGUCCGAAAUGUUCCAGUGAGCGGAAGAAGAAGUGAUUGCUGGCACAAGUGCUGCAGUGUCAUGAACUUAUUGCUUAGUAGAGCGCUUUGGUUUGCACUGGGGCGAACUUGUAUGGAUAGUGACUUAUGCAUGUGUACAUAUUUGUGUGAGUGUGUGUAUGUUUGUGCUAAAUACAAGGGGCAUUCAAUAACAUCCAAGCCCAAGCAAGAACUUUGUGAACAGGAGCAUGCUUUUAUUUAUUGAAUCCAGACUUCCCCUUUGGGACGCUGCACUUCAAACAUCACUUUCCAAACUCAUUCCUGACAAAAAAAAAAACUAUAGCCAUAGAAGUUGUGCUCUUUGAGUUCACCAACUUUGUGAAAUCAUUGUCUUUAGAAGGUACUCCUUCACGUGUCUGAAUAAAGUCACUUGGGGCAAAAUUUGGCUAAUAGGCUUGGUGUUUGGCAGUAUUGAACAUGUAUUGCCAUGUAGCUUCUUGUGCAACCUGAAACCUAGGGCACUGUUAUGCAGAAACAAUGUUGGUCUUGCUCAGUUUUCCUCUGUGCAGCAUUUGGGCACAACGAGCACCUGUUGUCAUGCAUUUGGAUGGUAGGUAAUCAAUCGGAGAACACCAGCCUUCUCCCAAAUAAAAUCUUGCCGUGACUUUUAUAAAGGCUAUCUUGAAUUUUGUGGGUAGAGAAACAUUUUUUUACUUGAAGGCUCUCUUGCUUGCUGGAGGAGUCCCAAUAGUAGAGCCAGGCUUCAUCUUUUCACCAACUGCCUGUUAAACUGCUCUUGUCAGGGUUGAACACUCUUGUCUGCUGCCGUUGGCACACUAUCCUGUCAUUUAUUGGCUCCACUUCUUGAAAACUUACCCGCUGCAAGCGACAGCAUUCAUAAUAAUUCCCUGCAACAUUCCGCUCUUUUUGUCAUUUAAAGCAGCAUUUUGGGCUCUGAGUGCGAGCAGAUCUUUUACAUGCACAGAUGUUUGUGCAUGGUUUCUUCUAAGAAUACAGUACUAACGUCAAGCACUGUAACAACGUAGAUAACUGCCACCUUCCUAUUACUCAUGAACAAUUCAUUAUGCUUACUUCAACUUGAGACUGGCCAAUGGGACGUCUUCCGAAGACUUCUUGCUGUAGUUAAAUAAAGGCCUUUUU